Messenger RNA from Cherax quadricarinatus, 325 nucleotides. Lineage: Eukaryota; Metazoa; Arthropoda; Malacostraca; Decapoda; Parastacidae. The record is from RefSeq and is a predicted model, not a curated record.
UAUAAGGUAAUUGUCUCUCAGGUAGAGAUGGCAGAGGCGCGAGGAGGUAUUGGAGUGAUCCUGUACAGCGACCCCGAGGACUAUGCGCCAGAAGGCAGUAACUUUGUUUACCCACACUCCUACUACAUGCCGCCUUCUGCUGCACCAUUUGGAACCAUUAAACUGCCCGGUGGUGAUCCUGUCACUCCUUAUUAUCCCGCUACAGGAAGUGCCUUCCGUAUCCCAGAGGAUGAAGCUCCACUCCCCAAGAUACCUGCACAGUGUAUCAGCUACGAGGAUGCUUGGCAGAUACUCAGGUAAAUGGUUAAAUUAAAUUCAAAUUCAA